AUGAGUCGUGCUGAAGUCGAUUUACAAACAAGUGUCAAGAAAGCUUGUAACAGUGAUGAAGUCCCACCAAAGAGAAAACAUGUUAGAGCAUGUAUCGUUUAUACCUGGGAUCAUAAAAAUUCCCGUGCAUUUUGGAAUGCAGUCAAGAUCCAACCAUUGCAAAGUAAUGAAGUUCAAUUAUUUAAAGCAUUGAUUAUGAUUCAUAAAGUUUUACAAGAAGGUCACCCAAAUACUUUGAAAGAUGGUUAUAGAAAUCGUGAUUUCAUUGCUUCUUUAGCUACUGUGUUUCCAAGUCAGGGUUCUUCUUAUGGUAGAUUGAUUAAUCAAUAUGAUAAAUAUAUUCUUCAAAAAUUGGAUUUCCAUCGUAACAAUCCCGGAUUUAACGGUACUUUCGAAUAUGAAGAAUAUAUAUCAUUAAGAACCGUAAGUGAUCCAAAUGAAGGUUAUGAGGCAUUAUUACAAUUGAUGGAUCUUCAAGACCUGAUUAAUGAUUUGCAGAAACUUGUUUUUGCAACUAUUAACCAAAGUCGUAGUAAUUUAUGUAAAGUUAGUGCAUUGGUGCCAUUGAUUGCUGAAUCAUAUGGUAUUUAUAAAUUCUGUAUUUCUAUGCUUAGAGCAAUGUAUCAACAAUUGGGAGAAGAUGAUGCAUUGACAGGUUUGGUUGAACGUUUUGAUACUCAGCAUUUUAUGCUUAGAGAUUUUUACACUGAUUGUCAUGCCAUUAAAUUUUUGACUAGUUUGGUUACCAUUCCAAGAUUACCAAAUAGUGCACCAAAUGUUAAAAUUACUGAUGAUGGUCAAGAAAUUAGUAGACCAGUUUCAAUUAACCAAAGUGAUCGUAGUGUUACUCCGCAGCAAAUCUCAUCUGAACCAACGCAAGAUUUUGCUCCACCUCCAAACCCACCACCAGUUGAACAAUUGAUUACUCAACAAACUGGGUACUUGUACCAACAACAGCAAGAACAAGAAAGAAUUCAACAACAAUUGGAAUUACAACGUCAGCAACAACUUCAACAACAACAAGAGCAACAAAGACUUUUUGAACAACAACAACAAGAGCAAGAAGCAAGAUUUUUGCAAGAACAACAAGCUCUUCAGAUGCAACAAACUCAACAACAGCAAGGAAGAGUUUCAGAAUUGGAACAUGAUUUAUUGAUGUUUAAAAACCAAUAUGAUAAUGAUCAACAACUUUUACAACAAUAUGAUUCUAGAGUUAGAAGUUUGGAAAAUGAAAUGACUGCCAUCAAUAGUACAGCAACUCAACAAAUUGCUUCUAAAGAUGAACAAAUUAAAAACUUGGAUGAUCAAAUUAGUAAUUGGACUAAAAAAUAUGAAUCUCUUGCCAAGUUGUAUUCUCAAUUACGUCAAGAACAUUUGAACUUGUUGGCCAAAUUCAAAAAGAUUCAACAAAAAAUCAGCUCUGCUCAAGAAUCUAUAUUGAAGAAGGAAAAACUUGAAAAAGAUUUGAAAGCCAAGAAUGUUGAAUUGGCAGAUUUGAUUAGAGAAAGAGAUAGGGCAAGAUUGGAUUUGGAUAGAUUAAGAGCUAGUAAAGACCAAGAUAUCGAAAAACUUGAAGCCGAGGUUAGAGAAUUGAAUAUGUCAGCACAAGAAUCUGGAAAAUUACAAAACUUGAAUCUUUCUUCAAUUAUGGCUAAACAUGAAGCUGAAUUGGAUAAAUUAAAGAAUCAAUUGGCUGAUAGAGAAUUGAAAUUGGGAUCAUUGGGUGGCUCAGAAGAAUUGCAAAAUAAAUUGAAAGAAACUGAAAUUGAAUUACAAAUCACUAAUGAAUCAUUAGAUAAUGCACUUGCAGAGUUGCAUCGUACCAAAGAAGAUCAAGAUGAUAUCAUUAAUGCUCAAAUUGAUCAUAUUUUACUUUCUAAUGUUGAGAAAUUUAAGAAUCUUAUUGAUAUAUUCUUGGAAAAUAAUAUUAAAAGUGUAUUGGACACAAAACAUGAAUUGACAACCACAAUUCAAGCCGGUAACUUGAAUUCAACCCCUGAAUACUUGUUGUCUAUUCUUGAAAUGUGUUCUGAUACUGCUACUGAUUUUGCCACCACCUUCAAUGGAUAUAUUGCAGAAGAUAGAAAUGAAGAUGAAUCUAAUUUCUCAGAUAUCAUUUUAUCAAGUUCUAGAUUAACUGCUUCGAUUAAUGAUGUUAUGUUGAAUGCAAAAGGUCUUUCCAGCAGUAUUCCAGCUACACAAGAAGUUAAAAUUUUGGAAUUGACUAAUGAUGUGUUGGAUGAAACGGUUAUUUAUUUCCAAAGUUUGAAAUCUGAAUCAUUGAAUAAAUAUAAAGAUGUUGAAGACAAGAUUGACGCAGUUAUCGAUGGUAAUUUUGAGCUUCAAACUAUUUUGAAGAAUUUAAUCCAAUUUGUUGAAACUUUGAGAUCAGAUACCGGUAUUAUGAAAUUCAAGGGUAAUUUGGAAGAUUUGGUUAAUGAUGAAAUGGCUCAAACAGCACAAACUAUUAGUUUAGCAAGUCAAUUCUUGAAUGAUUUAAUGAGUAAUGCCAAUAUUUAUGGAGGUAAUUUAGAAGUUCAUGAAAUGUUGUUGGCAUCAGCUAAACUUGUCACAGAAGCUGUUGAAGGGUUAAUUAAGGCAUCUGUUGAAUCCCAAAAAGAAAUUGUUGCCAAAGGUAAAGGUACUCAAUCAGUUACUGAUUUCUAUAAGAAAAAUAGUAGAUGGACCGAAGGUUUAAUUAGUGCAUCUAAAGCUGUUGCUGGAGCUACUAAUGUUUUAAUUCAUACUGCAGAUGGUGUACUUAAACAAAGUAAUUCUCAUGAAGAAUUGAUUGUUGCCUCUAAAGAAGUUGCUGCAUCGACUGCUCAAUUGGUUGCUGCUUCUAGAGUUAAAGCUAAUUUUGUUUCUAAAGCUCAAGAUAAUUUAGAAGAUUCAUCAGGAAAUGUUACUCGAGCAUGUAAAUCAUUAGUUGAUAAAGUUCAAAGUUUGUUAACUAAAGAAAAUGAAAGAGUUAAUGAUGUUGAUUUAAGUAAAUUAACCCCAUAUGAAGGUAAAACACUUGAAAUGGAACAACAAGUUGAGAUUCUUAAAUUGGAGAAUAGUUUAAUUGCUGCCAGAAAGAGAUUAGGUGAGAUCAGAAAACAUGGAUAUAAAGAUGAUGGAAGUGAUGAUGAAGAGUAG
This is a messenger RNA of Candida tropicalis MYA-3404, 3141 nucleotides long. It is a transcript of the gene SLA2, whose product is annotated as Sla2p. The coding region runs from base 1 to 3141 and encodes 1046 amino acids. The transcript has a single exon. The record is from RefSeq and is a predicted model, not a curated record. Gene Ontology annotation, biological process: actin filament organization; endocytosis; clathrin coat assembly. Gene Ontology annotation, cellular component: clathrin-coated vesicle; actin cortical patch. Lineage: Eukaryota; Fungi; Ascomycota; Pichiomycetes; Serinales; Debaryomycetaceae. Gene Ontology annotation, molecular function: phosphatidylinositol-3,5-bisphosphate binding; clathrin-cargo adaptor activity; phosphatidylinositol-3,4-bisphosphate binding.